AUGAUGAUCGAUCUUGAUCUUCGUUCAGUUGAAGUCGAUUUAAAUGGUAGUCCAAUCGUUAAAACCGAACCAUCGGCUAUUCAAUUAGAAACAACUGAUUAUAGUAAAUAUUUACGUAAACUAGCUGGCGUUAAUGUUUCAUCGGUAAAGUGGACGAUUAUUUGUAUUACUUUGGACUUGAUUUAUACAAUGAUUCUUUUGGGAAUGAGCGCAUCAAAUCAAUUAUCUUGUCCGAUAGAACCUCGAAUACCAAUUUAUUUGAUUGUAUACAGUAGUGUUAGUCUAGUAAGUAUUGCAAUGAGCAUUGUGGCUUGCAUAAUACAUUAUCAAAAAUAUGAUCAAAGUUUAAAUGGAUUUUAUUAUGUUCAUUGUUCGGCGAUUAUUAUUAUAACAAUACAAUUAUUUAACUAUAUUUGGCUUAUGAUUGGUAGUAUUUGGGUAUUUCGUGUUUUUAAAGAAGUACAGUAUACAGAAAAAAAUCAACCAACUUAUUGUCAACAGAGUAUUUAUCAAUUUUCAUUUAUUGUAACUUUUUUGAAUUAUAUUUUUUCUUUCACAUGUUGCUAUUAUAAAAUUUUACCAUGGAAAGUUUAA
Messenger RNA from Rotaria socialis, 594 nucleotides. The record is from the annotation of a GenBank genome assembly. NCBI's taxonomy places the organism in Eukaryota, Metazoa, Rotifera, Eurotatoria, Philodinida, Philodinidae.